Messenger RNA from Arxiozyma heterogenica, 2211 nucleotides. RefSeq lists its product as uncharacterized. Bases 1 to 2211 code for a protein of 736 amino acids. Lineage: Eukaryota; Fungi; Ascomycota; Saccharomycetes; Saccharomycetales; Saccharomycetaceae. The transcript has a single exon. Gene Ontology annotation, cellular component: membrane. The record is from RefSeq and is a predicted model, not a curated record.
AUGGUAUUCAAUUUUAAUAAAAAAAAGUGGUUUGAAUCAUGGGAUCCUAAAACAUUAUAUUAUGAAAAGCUUCGAGGUACUGAUCAAUGUUGUAAGGAGUCUCCAAUUAAUAGUAUAUCUGAAGGAAUUAUUUGUGGUCCAGUACUAAGAUUGUUAUAUGUUGAUUAUGGUAAAAAUCAGUAUCUGGGGUCCAUUCUGAUUGUUACUAAAAAUUUAUCUGAUCUAAUGAAACAGCCAGUUAUAAAAUAUGUAUGUGGCCCCUUAGAUUUUCAGGUUAAUACUAUAAUGGAGCCAACUAAAGCUACAGAUAAGUUUACUGAUGAAAUAGAUAACAAUAAUAACAAUUUUGACUGUGAAUUAACUGAAGGGGUAUUUACUCCAACACUAUUUCAUGAAGAUCAAUUAGGUGAGAAUACAUUCCAAUUUUAUCGAUAUAUGAUCGAUUUGCCCUUAGUAGAACAUGAUCAAAUGGUUAGAUAUUCAGUUGAUAGUAACUGGGAAUCACAUUAUAGGUUUUAUGUUCCGUCAAGGACUAAGAACUUCAAUGUGAUGGCUUAUUCAUGCAGCGGAUUCUCAUUAGCUGUAGAUACUUCAAGAUUCAAAGGUUCCUUAUGGUAUGACGUGCUACAAAAACAUUCAAAAGUGCAUUAUAAUGUUAUGUUAGGAGGUGGUGACCAAAUUUAUAGUGACUCAAUCAAGUUAUAUUCUCCUAAAGUGGCACAUUGGAUAAAUACAAAGAAUCAAAUAACUAAAUAUACAAUGAAAGUAGAUCUUUCAUUCCGGAAAGACAUGGAAAAUUUUUAUUUAAAAGAGUAUCUAGAAUGGUAUGGAUUUGGCUAUUGGCAUGGUUCUACUGAAAAAUCAAUGACAACACAAAGAUUACUUCCAUUAGCCUUAGCUACUAUUCCAUCAAUUAAUAUUUGGGAUGAUCAUGAUAUUAUUGAUGGGUUUGGUUCAUAUAAUGAUUCAUUUAUGCAGACUGAAGUGUUUAGUAAUAUUGGACAAGCUGCAUAUAAAUAUUAUAUGUUAUUUCAACAUCACGUCAGUAUUGAUGAGAAAGAACCUUAUUUGAGUACCAAAAAUUGGAUCUUGGGUUCUAAUCCUGGCGCAUACAUAAAAGAAAAGUCCCAUUCUAUUUGGACUAAGUUAGGUCCAAAUAUGGCAUUACUAGGAUUAGAUUGUAGAACUGAAAGAAAAUUGAAGCAGGUUAUUUCAUGGGACACUUACAAAUUAUUAUUUCAACGUGUCUCUGCUGAAAUUGAAUUGUCACAGAAACAAAAAGAGCAAAGAAUUGAUCAUUUGUUGAUUAUGUUAGGUAUACCUAUUGCAUAUACAAGAUUAGUUUGGUUGGAAUGGUUAUUUUCAUCUAAAUUGCUUGCUCCAUUAAAAUAUCUUUCAAAGAAAAACAUUGUUGGACAUGGACUACUGAAUGAUUUUAACGGUGAUGUUGAAUUAUUAGAUGAUUUGAAUGAUCAUUGGUGUGCAAGGUAUCAUAAAGCGGAGAGAAACUUCUUGGUUUCAAAAUUACAAGAUUUGAGUGCUAAAUAUGGAAUCAGAGUGACAAUCUUAUCAGGUGAUGUCCAUUUAGCGUCUAUUGGUAGAUUUAGAAGUAAGUUGCAUAGUAGCUUAAAAAGAAACGAGGAUGUCAAUAUGAAGGCGGAUGUUUUUGAAAAUCCAGAAUACGAUAGUAGAUUGAUAUUCAAUGUAAUAUCUAGUGCUAUUGUUAAUACACCACCGCCCGAUGGAAUGGCAAGAUUAUUGCAAGAAAAAAAUAAAUUGCAUCAUUUUGAUGAUGAAACAGAAGAAAAUAAUAUUGAAAUUUUUAAAGUAGAGACUAACGGUAAAAAAAGAAGACGUAAUAAUGCCUUUUUGAACAAAAGAAACUGGUCAGAUAUCAUCCCAGUAAAGAAUGUGAUUGAAAAUGAAUAUUUACAAGGGAUUUUAAAUAUUAAAGUUGGUGAUAAACAUGUGCCUGGUAUUGUUAAAGGUCCACAAUGUGAUUCCAUAUUGCUGAAACAGAUUGAAAAGAGUAAUCUUAAAAAUCAAUCAUAUCCAGUCACUAAAAAUGGUAUUAUUUGUUCGAUACAUGCCGAGAUCGAUGAAAGUAGUAUGAAUUCUGAAACAAGUUGGUAUUUUUUACCUAUCCCGGACUUACAAACAGGAGGAGGAAAGAAAUUGUCUCACACAGGUAUGAAACAUUCUAUCAUAUAA